Nicotiana tabacum (common tobacco) is the source of this 2620-nucleotide messenger RNA. Lineage: Eukaryota; Viridiplantae; Streptophyta; Magnoliopsida; Solanales; Solanaceae. The record is from RefSeq and is a predicted model, not a curated record.
UGAAUGUUCUGUUUCAGGCAAAUGUACCUUUUCCUCUCAAUGUUGGUGCAUGGAGAUGAAGAGGGGAAAUCUGAAGGUGAUAUUAGUAGAGAGAAGGAAAGUAUUUUGACUAUAAAUUCUAUUCUUCACAGCAUAAAACACUCAGAAGAUGCAGUAGAUUCGGCAAUAUCAAAGAACUCAUAUGCUGUCUCAGACCUUGGCCUGAUGAUUGCGAAACGGCUAGUUCCCAACCUGGAUGAUCUUAAGGAGUCCGAAGCAUCAGUAUCUCUUCCUCCAUCUCUUUACAAACAACUCGAGAAGGGUGAAGAGAAGGACCAGUCUCUGGUUGAAUUGAAGACAUGGUUGGCUGAUGAAAGCGUCAUGGUUCACUUUGAAUCAAUCAAGUUUGAAACUAAUGGAACACAGUUGAAGUCAGAAAUAACUGAAGACGAGGCCAUGAAAGACAGUGAAACCGAAGGAAAUGAGGUGCCUUUAGGAAAAAUAAUGGAACGGCUUAAAGCUAGAUCUAAGAUGCGGAAAGAGGUGAAGGAUGAUCCUUCACCUCCUGAGGUGAGAGCUGAACAUGAUCUUGACAUCUUGAAAGUGUUGAGGGAGAUAGAUUCAAAUAAUGCUGGCGAUGACAAUAAGUUGGAUGCAAGCAAUGGCCAUGAAUCUGCAGUCAAAACUAAAGCAACCAAUAAACGUCAGAAAAGAAAAACAGGAACUGAUAUUUCUGUACCAAAAGGUGCAAAGCGACAAAGAUCAUCUUCUUCUUCGGGCCAUAAACUUUCUGCAAAAAUCAAGGUUUCUAUUGAAAAUGAGGACGAUCUUCUAUCCAUGUCUGAAGACAAGUCCUCAGAAGAAAAUGUUUAUGAACCUGAAGAGUCAGACCUGUUAGCAUCAUCCAUCAGGAAGAAAACAAGCUUCUUGCCUAAACAAAAGCGUAAAUCUACUGAUAAGACUUGUGGUGAUACCCAUGAAGUUGGAGCGGACAGUCGUGGACUGAAAAAGUCUAAACAAAACAAAGAAGCAGUUGAUACACAUGUCGAAAGUAAUAACAUGUCAGGAUCUCACAAGCAACAGAAGAAGAAAAGUGUAGCUGGACUGGCCAAGUGCACGUCAAAGGGUGAUACAGCUCCCACUGUGGACUUGAUUGGUUGCAGAAUAAAAGUUUGGUGGCCCAUGGAUAAGAAGUUCUAUGAAGGUGUUAUUAAGUCAUUUGACACUCAAAAGAACAAACACGUUGUUCUAUAUGAUGAUGGUGAUGUAGAAGUCCUCCGAUUGGAAAAGGAGUGUUGGGAGCUUGUUGGUGGUGGGCAGAAGCCUGUGAAGGGUUCAAAUUCGAAAAAGGGUUCAAAUUCCAAAAAGGUUUCACGUUACGAGAAAGUAUCUGGAGAGAGGAAAAAUAAAGCUCUUGCUGCCUCCAAGCAAAAGAAAGAGACAGAUAACAUGUCUCCAGUAUCACAAGUACGAGGGAAGAGAACUCCAAGGAAGAACUUGAAGUAUGGACAAAAAGGCCCAUCAAAAUCUUCUUUCAGCAGAGGAAGGCUGCUUUUAGGAAAGCCGUUGGAAACCUCGAAGUACAACGAAAACACUUUAAGCUCAGGUAAUUCAGAAGGUGAGCAGAAAGAGAGUAUGCAUGGGAGUUUGUCUGAACAUGAACUGUCUGACAAGGAUGACAGAUCGUACUCUGAUGGGAAACCAGUGGCUGAUGAUGAUGAUAGGUCAAGUGGUAUGGAAGAGUCCGUAAAAGAAGAAAAUCCCUUGGAAAAUAAAGAAUUUGAGGAUGAACCUGGCACCCCUCAGGAUUCCCGUGGAUCGGACGAGGAGAUCUCUUCACAUGAGAAACCACAGCCAGAUGUAUCGACGGAGAAGUCAAAUGAUGAUGCUGAAAGAUCAGAUUCUCAGGGGAGUUUAGGAGAUAAUGCAGACAGUCAUUCAUCUGAUCGAGGUGACUCUGAAAGGAGUUCAGCUACAAAAUCUGAUGAAGAACUAUCCGAUGAUGAGCUACUUAGCACGUGGAAAAGUCGAGCAGGGAAAUCGGCUGGAGGGAAGUAAACAGCAGAGAAGGCCGUCAUGAUCCUGGCUAAUGAUUUGUAGAGAUGCAGCAUCCUGGAGAGCACUUGGCAUCAAGCCAAAUACCGUCAUCCCAAAAAGCUUGCUGCAAGAAGAUGAUACCAUUAACAGCGACAUUAAUAAGUUUAUGAAGUACAGUUUACCACAUAGAAAUUGGUCGUGCACAGGUUUAUUAAAUGGUAGGGUGUAGGACAAGAAUGUGCAUUCCCACAGUUGUGUAGCUGCAGUCUAGAGGUAACUGAUAUGAGUCAAUAGCAGUUGUCUUAGGCCUUGUACAGCUCUAGUUUAGUAAGUUAGCAUUAACUUACCCAACUAACCGAUCUUGUGUUGCAGCUCGGUUUUUGUUGUAGUUUUGUCUUCCUUUUGUAUAUGUUGUUUAGAGUAGGAACAGGAUUUCGUCUGUCCGUGGUUCCUCCUCUAUGUGAUCCGUGUAUUCUCUUGUGAACUGUAGAUUUGUAAGCAUUUGUGGUGUAUGGAAUCAGUAACAUUAGCAUGCUUUUCACGAUUAUAUGCUUCUGAAUCUGAACAUUUGUGAAUGGAAGGUGGCAAGAAUUAGCUUUGAGAA